Molecule: messenger RNA, 1330 nt
Organism: Dicrocoelium dendriticum
Lineage: Eukaryota; Metazoa; Platyhelminthes; Trematoda; Plagiorchiida; Dicrocoeliidae
Source: the annotation of a GenBank genome assembly
AUGUCCUCGGUGAUCAACAUCAGCUGGAAAACCAGAUUGCUAUUGAGGCCACCUCAUGAUUUCAGCUUACGACUGGAGGCUUCGUUUAGGGCCGCACGCGGAAUAGGGGGGGGGGGGGGGGGGGGGGGGGGGGGGGGGGGGGGGGGGGAAGGGUGGGGGGGGGGGGGGGGGGGGGGGGGGGGGGUGGGGGGGGGGGGGGGGGGGGGGGGGGGGGGGGGGGGGGGGGGGGGGGGGGGGGGGGGGGGGGGGGGGGGGGGGGGGGGGGGGGGGGGGGGGGGGGGGGGGGGGGGGGGGGGGGGGGGGGGGGGGGGGGGGGGGGGGGGGGGGGGGGGGGGGGGGGGGGGGGGGGGGGGGGGGGGGGGGGGGGGGGGGGGGGGGGGGGGGGGGGGGGGGGGGGGGGGGGGGGGGGGGGGGGGGGGGGGGGGGGGGGGGGGGGGGGGGGGGGGGGGGGGGGGGGGGGGGGGGGGGGGGGGGGGGGGGGGGGGGGGGGUGGGGGGGGGGGGGGGGGGGGGGGGGGGGGGGGGGGGGGGGGGGGGGGGGGGGGGGGGGGGGGGGGGGGGGGGGGGGGGGGGGGGGGGGGGGGGGGGGGGGGGGGGGGGGGGGGGGGGGGGGGGGGGGGGGGGGGGGGGGGGGGGGGGGGGGGGGGGGGGGGGGGGGGGGGGGGGGGGGGGGGGGGGGGGGGGGGGGGGGGGGGGGGGGGGGGGGUGGGGGGGGGGGGGGGGGGGGGGGGGGGGGGGGGGGGGGGGGGGGGGGGGGGGGGGGGGGGGGGGGGGGGGGGGGGGGGGGGGGGGGGGGGGGGGGGGGGGGGGGGGGGGGGGGGGGGGGGGGGGGGGGGGGGGGGGGGGGGGGGGGGGGGGGGGGGGGGGGGGGGGGGGGGGGGGGGGGGGGGGGGGGGGGGGGGGGGGGGGGGGGGGGGGGGGGGGGGGGGGGGGGGGGGGGGGGGGGGGGGGGGGGGGGGGGGGGGGGGGGGGGGGGGGGGGGGGGGGGGGGGGGGGGGGGGGGGGGGGGGGGGGGGGGGGGGGGGGGGGGGGGGGGGGGGGGGGGGGGGGGGGGGGGGGGGGGGGGGGGGGGGGGGGGGGGGGGGGGGGGGGGGGGGGGGGGGGGGGGGACGCAGUACAGCCGCCUAGAAUGUAGGCGAAACUAUUUCUCCCUUCGAGUGUCACAGCCUUGGAACGCCCUCCCGGAACAUGUAAUUAAUGCACCCACCCUAUCCCUUUUCAAAAAACGCCUUGACGAUACCCUGUCACAUUUACACUACGUGCUAUAGCUCAUGACCACCAGAUGCUGGCACUAAUGCACAACAGACAGGGGAUAGUGCCAUAACCCUACU